AUGCUCGUGUCGAAAACCCACAGGGGCGGGGGAGGGGAUGUGGCCGGCGGUGUGGGCGGAAGCGCGAGGCAUCCACCGGCGCUCGGGAUGCUCUGCUUCCGGAGGGAGGACGCGGAUAUGCUCCUCGCACAAAUGGACGAUGAUAUGCGCGCUGGUUCCACCGUGGUACCUGUUGCGCUCAACAAGGUCAGGUGCUUGCAUUUGGUUUCCAUAGGUUUUGCUCGACGGAAUCCUCGAAUGCGAUGCUCUAAUGGUGUGUUCUCUAAGUAG
Triticum turgidum subsp. durum (durum wheat) is the source of this 270-nucleotide messenger RNA. The record is from the annotation of a GenBank genome assembly. Lineage: Eukaryota; Viridiplantae; Streptophyta; Magnoliopsida; Poales; Poaceae.